Nicotiana tabacum (common tobacco) is the source of this 2831-nucleotide messenger RNA. Lineage: Eukaryota; Viridiplantae; Streptophyta; Magnoliopsida; Solanales; Solanaceae. The record is from RefSeq and is a predicted model, not a curated record.
UAUUUAAGCAUUUGUUCAUACUCAAUCUAGACACGCCUUGACACAGUAAACUGCUCAAACAACCACAACAACCACCUAAUAAAAUUCCACAAGCGGGGUAUGGGAGGUUAGUGUUUACGCAGACCUUAUCCCUUCUCCGAGAGAGAGGUUGUUUCCAAUAAACUAAGAAGACGAAAACAGAUAAUAUAAACUGCUCAAACACUGGUUUCUAAUAGGUGUAUAUCUAGUGAGACGAUACAUCUAAAAUACUAACAAGGAUAUGAAUAUCUCCUGGAAGGUGCUUUGGGACUCAUGGAACAUUAGGAUUGUCCUUCUCCUCAGCUUUUUUCUGCAAGUGUUGCUAAUCUUCUUUGCACCUCUUAGAAAGCGUGUUUCGACUGUGUUUCUGAUCUUGCCCCUCUGGUCAGCCUACUUGCUUGUAGAAUCCGCUGCUAAUUUUGCACUGGGACACAUCUCCUACAGCCAAGGGAGGAAUGUCUUUGGCACUGAUGGCGGCGACAUCCAAUAACUUCAAGCAUUCUGGGCAGCCUUUCUGUUGGUACAUCUUGGCGGCCCUGACACCAUUAGUGCCUUUACUCUCGAGGACAAUGCACUGUGGUUUAGGGAACUUUUGCGGUUCAUGUUCCAGAUUGGCGCUGUGGUGUAUGUCCUCAUCCAGACAUUUCCUGGUAACAAGUUGUGGAUCCCAACAGUGAUAAUAAUUUUAACUGGACUAAUCAAGUAUGGUGAGCGUAUUCGAGCUUUACAUCUCGCAAGUCCAAGUCGUUUUCGCGAAUCCAUGAUGAGGGAUCCGGAUCCCGGGCCUGAUUAUGCCAAGCUAAUGGACGAUUACUCUGCAGCAUGGGCGGCCAAUCUACCAGCUACUAUGAAUAUGGUUCACGAGUUCGGAGCAGAAAUAGGUGAUGAAGAUUGGCCUGGCGGACCAAGGCUACCGGAUCUUGAGGUGGUAGAAUCUGAUCACUGGCCUGCAGAAGAAACAGCUGAUCUGUAUCUGAUUCACGAGUUCAGAGGGGAAAUACCUAAAGGAAGGCCUGUCAAGCGAGGGCUAUCGGAUCUUGAAGUGGUGGAAGAAGCAUAUUACUUCUAUGAGAAAUUCAAAGGACUGAUUGUUGAUCUCAUACUUGACUUCAGACAGCGUAAUGAAAGUCGCAACUACUUCCUCGACUUAAAUUCAACAGAUGCCUUUCGAGUUAUAGAGACUGAACUUAACUUCAUUUUUGACGUUCUUUAUACUAAAGUGACAGUGGUAAAUUCUCCAUGGGGUUAUGCAAGGCGAGCAGUAUCUUUCAUUCUCCAUGUUGUUGCUGGAAUUCUCGUCUACCGUUGGGAUAAAAGGGGAGUUCCUAGAUUGGACAACAGUUGCCCUGAAGAAAAUGAGUUACUCUCAUUUACGCCGUUUGCCUAUGCCUUUUCGAUGCUUGCACCGUAGGUGGGCUGAAUCCGUUUCACAAUUCAACCUGAUUGACUAUUGCAUACAUGCGCGCUCAGAGAGAAGGGAACGGACAUAUUAGUAUUUUGGCAUCGCUGAUAUAUUGGACAGGAUCGUGUAUGUGGAUAGUGAUCCAUUCACUACAGAAUUGAGGGAAUUCAUACAUAAAGAGCUAAAAGUGAAGUCCUUUUUCGCUAAAGAUUUAAAAAUAGCCAAGGAAAUGUGGUUAGCCAAAGGAGAAUGGACUCUUCGUAUGAAUAAUUGUAGUCAGCUGCUUCCUUUCAUCACUGAUUCUAGUUACGACGAGUGCCUUCUAGUUUGGCACAUUGCUACAGAACUCUGUUAUAGCCAAGACUUGGUUAGCCAGGCUCAGAGAAUUAAUGAAGAAAACGAGGAAAGCAAAGUGAAAAAAUUCCGAAUGCCGUUUGCACAUUGUUUUUGGAGAAAAAAUAAAAGGGAUCAGAGUGAUCAUCAGUUCAACUACCGCCAGAUUUCGAAGGUUCUUUCAGAUUACAUGCUCUACCUCCUCGUUAUGCAGCCAUCAAUGUUGUCCACUGUGGAAGGUAUCGGACAGAUUAGAUUCAGAGACACUUGUGCUGAAGCCAAGGAGUUUUUCCGCAGCAGGGAUUUAAUGAAGAGUACUACCGAAGAUCAAGGUGAGCGAUGCUGGAAAAACUUCUUUACCAAUUGCUUCUCAACAGGAAGAACAACGGGGGAUGAGCACCGCGACCCCCUUUUGAAACAUACAGACGAAGAAAAUAUCGUUUGCUGUCCUGAAAAGAAACCAAAUCAAGAAGACGAGGAACAUAAACGAGCAUGCAAUGCUAUCCUUAGCGUGAACGCAGUGGUGAAACCCGCGCUAAUAAAGGGAGAUCAGAGUAAAACGGUCUUGUUUGAUGGACGUAUUUUAGCUGAAGAGCUGGAAAAACUUGAAAAAGAUCACAGUUUCAAUAAAUGGGAGAUAUUAAGCGAGGUAUGGGUUGAAAUGCUCUCAUAUGCGGCAAUUAACUGCAACGCCAAUAACCAUUGCCAUCAGCUUAGCAAAGGAGGAGAGCUUAUAACUUUGGUUUGGUUGUUGAUGAUUCAUUUUGGCUUUGGAAACAAUUAUCAAAUACGUGAAGGUCAUGCAAGGACAGAACUGGUUGUGGACAAUAAUUAGCUUCUUUUUGCACAAUGUUGUAUUUCAAGAUGAUCUUAUCUUAAAGAUCUAGAUUCGUAAUAUGGAUUGGGGUUUGGUUUUUUUCCUAGUUCAGUUCAGUUCAGUUCGGUUUAAUAGCCUCUCUACCUCUCCAGGCAGGGGUAAGGUCCGCUUACACAUUACCCUCCCCAGACCCCACUUGUGGAUUAUACUGGGUAUUGUUGUUGUUGUAGUUCGGUUUAAUAGAUUCGAUUUUUCGGUUUU